Chrysoperla carnea is the source of this 587-nucleotide messenger RNA. Its product is annotated as protein quiver-like. Gene Ontology annotation, biological process: regulation of synaptic transmission, cholinergic; sleep; positive regulation of voltage-gated potassium channel activity. The record is from RefSeq and is a predicted model, not a curated record. Bases 95 to 565 code for a protein of 156 amino acids. Lineage: Eukaryota; Metazoa; Arthropoda; Insecta; Neuroptera; Chrysopidae. The transcript is spliced from 3 exons.
UAAGCCACAAAUAAUUUUGGUUGUAUUAUAAGGUAACGCAAUAGUUUGUUUGCCUGUGCGUAAAUUAAAUUGAAUGAUUUAUUAAAGUAUAAACAUGGAAAAUUCUAUGAAAAUUUUAUUGGGUGUAGUGUUUUUAAGUUGUUUUGCAAUUCAAAAUAGUAUAGGCUAUUCCAUCAAAUGUUGGGAAUGUAAUUCUGAUUUUGAUCCAAAAUGCGGAGAUCCUUUUGACAACAGUACAAUUCCAAUUACCGAUUGUGCGCAAAGAAAACCGAACUUAGAUUAUGAUCCAGUUGUUAAUUCACAUUCGUGUGAAAAAAAAAUACAAACAGAUAUAAUUACUGGUAAGCGUUCUGUUGUACGUUCAUGCGGAUAUCAAAGCCCCUCAGUGGCUUUUGGAAAAUGCAAAGAACCUGAGCAGAAUAGUAAAAUCAGAAUUGAAUUUUGUGAAUUAUGUUCCGAUAAAGAUGGAUGUAAUUCAGCGCCAUCGUUAUUAUCCCGAAAUAGUUUUACUCAUUUGCUAGCAUUUUCGUUUGCUGCAAUUAUUGGAAAUUUUAUUUUAUUUUAGAAUAAUUAAAAUAAUUAUUCAU